This is a messenger RNA of Ailuropoda melanoleuca (giant panda), 1252 nucleotides long. It is a transcript of the gene CLEC6A, whose product is annotated as C-type lectin domain containing 6A. Lineage: Eukaryota; Metazoa; Chordata; Mammalia; Carnivora; Ursidae. The record is from RefSeq and is a predicted model, not a curated record.
AUGGAAUUUACAGCUGAGGAUUCUUCAUCUUGUUUCUUCAUUGCUGUAAGCUUCUUAGGAACUUUCACUUCCUGGCCCCCUGAUUACUGCAUUUGUCAUGCUGAUCUGACAGAGAAAGCAGUAUGGCAGUCCCAGGUGAGAUCCUGGUCUGUUGCUGUGAUUUCCGUAGCACUCCUCUGUGCUUGUUUCAUUGUGAGCUGUGUGGUGACUUAUCAUUUUUCAUAUGGCAAAACUGACAAAAGGUUGUUUGAACUACACACAUAUCAUUCAAGUUUAACCUGCUUCAGUGAAGGGACAAGCGUGGCAGCGUGUUGCCCGAAUACUUGGAAAUCAUUUGGUUCCGGCUGCUACUUCCUUUCUACUGAACAGAAUUUUUGGUCAAAGAAUCAGCAGAACUGUGUUGUAACGGGUGCUCAUUUGGUGGCAAUCAACACAGAAGCAGAGCAGGUACGUUAUUUUGCAUUAAAUUUUUUUUUAGUUGUGGAAGAAAAUACAGAAUUUACCAUCUGAACUGUUUUUUUGUUUGUUUGUUGGGCUUGGAGCCCAAAGAGGGGCUUGAACUCACAACCCUGAGAUCAAGACCUGAGCUGAAAUCAAGAGUUGGACACUUAACCGACUGAUCCACCCAGGUGCCCCUGAACUGUUUUUAAAUGUACAGUUCAGUAGUGUUAACUAUAUUCACAUUGUUGAAAAAGAUCUCUACAACUUCUUCAUCUUGUAAAACUGAAACUUUAUGCGAUUUAGCAAUGACUACCCAUUACUCCCUCCCUACAGUCCCUGGCAACCACCAUGCCUGCUAUUCUCUGCUUGAAUAAGUUUGACUACUUUAAAUACCUCAUAUAAGUGGAACCAUACAGUAUUUGUCUUUUUGUGACUGCCUUAUUUCACUUAAUAUAAUGUCCUCAAAGUUCAUUUAUGUUGUAGCAGUGACAGGAUUCUCUUCCUUUUUAAGGCUGAAUAAUAUUCCAUUGUACAUAUACUGCAUAUCAUUUAUCCAUUCAAGUGUUGAUGGACAUUUAGGAUGCUUUUACCUCUUGGCUUUUGUGACUAAUGCUACAGUGAACUUGGGUAUGCAAAUGUCUCUAUGAGAUUUGCUUUCAGUUACAUUGGAUAUAUACCCGGAAGUUGGAUUUCUGGAUCAUAUGGUAAUUCUUUUUUUUUUUUUAAGAUUUUAUUUAUUUAUUCGACAGAGAUAGAGACAGCCAGCGAGAGAGGGAACACAAGCAGAAGGAGUGGGAGAGGAAGAAGCCGG